AUGGGUCAGAUAGCACAACAAUUAGCCUCAAGUUCUCAAGCACAAUGUGCUCUACGAAGUGCAACUGUGACAAAUCCUAGAGAGAAUAAUAAUGUUAGUGUUGUGACAACGAGAAGUGGGAAAUCUCAUGAAGUCCUUGAGGAGAAAGCUGAAGAUGAAGAUCAACUGCUUGAAGUAGAUCUUGAAAUCAAAGAAAAUGAAGUUGUAAGGGAGGAAGUUGUUGCACCUAAACAAGUGGUGAAAGAAAAAUUCAUUGAGACAAAACCGGUCAUUAAGCUUUUAUUCCCCACAAGAAACAAGAGAAAAGGGCAACAUGAGAAAAAAUUUGAGAAAUUCUUAGAGUUGUUCAAGAAGCUAGAAAUCAACAUUCCACUUUUGGAAGCACUUGAGCAAAUGCCUACCAAUGCCAAGUUCAUGAAAGACAUCAUUUCUAAGAAGCGAACCAUAGACACAAACUCAAUUAUUCUAACCGAAACUUGUAGUGUUAUUUUCCAGGGUAUGAAAAUUCCAACGAAGAAGAAAGAUCGAGGUGAUGUCACCAUCCCAUGCACCAUUGGAAAUAGGUCAUUCAAAAAAGCUCUUAUUGAUUUAGGAGUCAGCGUGAGUCUCAUGCCUUUAUCCAUUUACGGGAAAUUGGGUAUCGAGGUUAUGCAAGACACCAGGAUGGCACUUCAAUUUUCCGAUCAUUCGGUCAAGAAACCUUAUGGGAUAGUUCGGAUGUGCUGA
Messenger RNA from Lathyrus oleraceus (garden pea), 726 nucleotides. RefSeq lists its product as uncharacterized. The coding region runs from base 1 to 726 and encodes 241 amino acids. The transcript has a single exon. NCBI's taxonomy places the organism in Eukaryota, Viridiplantae, Streptophyta, Magnoliopsida, Fabales, Fabaceae. The record is from RefSeq and is a predicted model, not a curated record.